AUGGCUGGACGGAGGAGAAGCAGUUUCUUGGGCGUGUUCGUCACCGCUGCGCUGGCUGUGGUGCUGCUGCCCGAGGGGGAGAGUCUGGAGGAGAGAGCGACGGCUGCAGCGUCACAGCGGAGUCUGGUCCGCAGCCGCAGGAACAUCAGCUGGUACAAGCAGCACUCCGACUUCUGGAACUGGUACAAGUUCUUCACCGACAACGGCAACCAGGAGGCAGUUCACGAGAUGGACCGCAUCUACCUGGCCUACCUCCAGAACAAGAACCGGGCCGAGGGCCGUCGCUCCUACAAGGCCUACCUGCGCCACCUAGGGGACAUCUACAAGUCCUGCGCAGACUCCGACGACCCCGAAUGCGUGUCCUCCUACACCGCCCGGCCCAAACCAGAGACCCCCAAGCCUGCACCGGUAAAGACCUGUGACCCCACCAAGGACACCUACUGCCUGUACGCUGCUCUGCUCCAGGGCAAGAGUCCCUACCAGCCCCUGGUUCUCCCAGCAGAAGCCCCGGCUCCAGCACCUGUCAAGGCCCCGGCGCCGAUGUACGUCCGCUCUGCUCCGGCUAAGGACCCCCAGUCCGGGUACCAGUACUACGCUCCAUCCACAACACCUUUCCUCUCCAAGGAGCAGAAGGCCGAGCUGCUGAGGAUCUGCGCCUCUGAGGACGUGGAGUGUCUGCAGUACCACCUGAGAGCCGCCUACGGGUACAAGCCCUCCGCCGGGCCCGUGCCGUCCUACGCCCACCUGGGCUGUGAUCCCAAGAAAGACCCCACCUGCAAACCCAAGCUGGUGCAGAAAGCCCCCUCCGGCGUCUACCUGCAGUACCCCAACUGCGACCCGGUCAGGGAUCCGGCCUGCGCCUACGCAGCCUCCCUCGUGGCCGCCCGUGCUCCUAAACAACCUGCCCCUGCCGGCCCUGGAUCCUGCAACCCUCUCUACGAAGAGGGCUGCAACCCCCUGAGCGCCACCAGAUUCGCCACCCCCCCCCAGGCGUACAAAAGCGACGAGGCAGACGAAGCCGCCGCCAUCCGUGCCGCGCCUCAGGCUGAGCAGAGCAGCGACCCCUACGCCAUGUUCAGGGACGCUUACGCGGCGGCCGCCAUGCAUCGCCGCGCUCCUUCCAACCCCAGGCAGCAGGUCCCGUUCUCCAACCCCGGUUAUGAGGAGCCUGCCCGCGAGGAGCGCCACCCGCUGGGCCCCCCAGGUAAGACCAAGGAGGGCUACGAAUGCUUCAUCGGCUACGACCGCGACUGCUUCCCGGUGAAGCCCGCCGAGCCGCGCUCCGGAGUCCACCGCCACCUGCCCUACCCGGCCGAGGCCUACGAGCCGCACCUGAACGCCGACGGCACCCGGAGCGGCGUCAUGGAGCCGUCCAACCCCGACUGCGACCCCGAGUACGACCGGGACUGCCGCCUGCGUCGCUACGAGCCCGAGCAGCGCCAAGCCGAGGCCCAGCCCGAGCAGCACGCCGAGGAGGACCACAGCCAGGGGGCGGCAGAGAGGGAGCAUCAGCCAGAGGAGCAGGAGCAGUACGAGGCGGAGCCCUACCAGAGCGGCCAGGAGGAGCCUCACGUGUCCUACCCCCAGAUGUCCUACCCUCAGAUGUCCUACCCCCAGAUGUCCCAGGGCAUCCCGAGCCUGCAGGACAUCCUGAGGCUCUACGCAGACCAGAGCCCGGAGCAGGACGAGCGCCGAGCUUACGCAGGCGACUACCGCAAGAAAUAA
Limanda limanda (common dab) is the source of this 1725-nucleotide messenger RNA. RefSeq names its product actinodin1 (gene and1). The record is from RefSeq and is a predicted model, not a curated record. The coding region runs from base 1 to 1725 and encodes 574 amino acids. The transcript is spliced from 6 exons. Lineage: Eukaryota; Metazoa; Chordata; Actinopteri; Pleuronectiformes; Pleuronectidae.